Messenger RNA from Bombyx mori (domestic silkworm), 1488 nucleotides. RefSeq lists its product as uncharacterized. The record is from RefSeq and is a predicted model, not a curated record. Bases 132 to 896 code for a protein of 254 amino acids. The transcript is spliced from 5 exons. Gene Ontology annotation, molecular function: N-acetyltransferase activity. NCBI's taxonomy places the organism in Eukaryota, Metazoa, Arthropoda, Insecta, Lepidoptera, Bombycidae.
CUAGACUAUCCAUGUUGUCAAUGUCAACAUGUCAGCAAGUUGAUUUUAUUUUAUUUAGUGUUAACGCAGUGGGCAACGCGUGCGCAUGUCUCAUUCAAUAAACGGCUCGGGUUCUUAGUCUUUUAAGUAAAAUGGAGUGGUUCACGACCGAUGAUGGGAAAUACAAGAUUGUAUCCUUAACAGCUGCGACAUUCCCCGGGGCCUUAGAUAUAAUCAGGGAAGAUUUUUGUCAAGAUGAGUCCGUGUGCAUCGGCACAGAGGUAAACAAGAAUCCAUUGGCAGCAGAGGAAUUGUUGGAGCUGUGCGCUGAUGCUGCUAUAGAUGGAGCAUCUCUAGUAGCCGUUGCUGUUGACAGCGGAGAGGUUGCAGCAGUCGCUUUUAAUAAGCUACAGGUAUCGAGUUCAACUGAAAAACCUUUCUUCGAAAUAUUUGCAGAAGAACGUUGCACACAAACUUCCUCUCGUGCGCUAAUAGAAUUCAUGGCUGAGGUUGACGGAAGAUGUAAUUUCUUUGAAAAAUUCCAAGCGGAUUGCAGCUUAGAAAUCAUGUUUCUCGGAACACAACGUGCACAUAGAAACAGAAAACUUGGAACCAUUCUAUGCAAGUACUCGAUAGAAGUCGCGAAGAAACUGAAAACUGGGCCUGUUUCAUCCUUAACUUUAGAUGAUUUAGGACAAAAUUAUUCAAGCAUGAAGCCCCGUGAUAUUACGACAAAAUACCCAAAAUUCUGCCAAGCACUCUGGACGUCUAUUGCGACGCAAAAAAUAGGAAAAAAACUCGGCUUCACCGUACAUUUGCGCGUAUCGUUCGAACAGUUCACGUACAAUGGAAAAAGCUACGUCGAAAGGAUAGGAUAUGAUCCGUUCUGUGAAGCGGUUGCCAUGUCUCUUUAUUAAAACUAGUGGUCCUCCGGUAGUCGAAAUUGGACUAUAAUUACUUGAAAUUAUAAGUUUGUACACUAUUAUGAUUCUAUUAUCAAAGAAUAUAAUACUUCUAUAAUCACAGAUUUCGUUAAGACUAUACUUUAUACAAAUAUUAUGUAAUAAAGACAAACAAUAUUUAAUUUAUUCUCAAUUUGACCACAGACUAUAAGCAAUAAGAAAAGAUUGUAAACAAAUACUAUGUAAUUGUAAAAAAAAAAAAAAAAAAUGUGUGCGUGUGUGUGUGUGUGUCAAAUACAUGGUAGUGUGUGUAAUGUUUUCUUUAAUGAUUUCAUGUAUUGUUUAUGCAUAAUUUAAAAAAAUAUUAACUUUCUGCACUCCUUCCCUAUAAUCACUAUGUGGGAAAUUUCAUACUCCUUCGUCCGGGAAAUAGUCGUAAAAAUGGGUACAAAGUUUUUGCUUCACGUAUUAAUGGAUAUGUUUUUAAAUACGUGAAAUUUCCUGAUAGACGACAUGAGCGGAAAUCCAACGCGAUUUCAGUGUCUUGUAAGAUUUAUGCACUGGCAGAACUGGUAGAAACAUAAUAAAAAUUCAUAAUUUUUACUAA